UGAGGGCGCGCGGAAAGAACUGGAGAAAGCUCUCUCCUUGCCCCACCCCUUCCGGGCCAGUCUUCCAAGCGGAAGGAAGAGGUUUCUGAGGCGUCUGCGUGCCUCUCUAUUGUUGUUGACGACGCCAUGUUCCCCCGGCAGGGUUACUGGCCGCCCACGCCGCCUCCUUCGGCCUGCGGGGGGUUCCGGAGCCCUCCUCCGCCGGGCGGGCCUUCCCCGCAAGGCCUCCGGAGCCCUCGCUACACGCCACCGCCUUACGGGCCUUACGACUGUCCCGUCCGCUCGCCGCGUUUCCAGUCGGGCGGCGAGGGCGUUGGGCGGUUCGGCGUGGCGUCUCCGCCGGGGCCUCACACGCCACGAAGGCCCUACGACGGGCGCUCUCCUCAGCAGUACCAGCACCAGCCACCCUUCAAGCAGCCGCUCUCUGGGGGCUACCAACGGAGAUACAGCCAGGGUUCACCCAGGACAUCUACUCCAUUUGGUAGACUGCAUGGCAGAGAGAAAAGAGUGUCUAAUGAUGAUGUGGAAAAUUAUUACAAACCUUCAAUGCUCGAUGACCCAUGGGCAGGCCUAGAGCCUGUAUCUGUUACAGAUGUUGACCAGAAAUUCAGCAAUGAUCAGACAACAUACACUGGUAAAAAGGGAAGAUACUUCAGUUGACAUUUCUAGCAGUGGAAUAACACAGCUUUGAAAAACUGGGACAUGUAUAAAAUACUCAUAUUUAAGAUACCAUACAAUGAAGGACUUGGGUAUGCUUUUAUUUUGAUUACCCAUAUUUUUUUAGUCCACCCGUUUUACUACACCAUGUACUUUUCUAUGGGAAGAAAGUUAUAAUGAGACUCAAUGCUCCUAGUUAUAUGAAAGGGAGCUGCCAGCUAUGAAGACUAAAGUAUUCCUUGGUCACCAGCAAUUAAUUGUGACAGUUUCUGAUGUUUACUUCUUCCAUACCACAUUAUAUAAUGUUUAUAGUUGUAAACUUAGAAUUCUACGUUUGAAUUGUUUUAGAACUAAGACAGAUUUGCACUGAAGUAAAUGCUUUAUAGUGCCCAAAACUUAUUUUUCUACUGUUAUUAAGUCAUACUUUGUGUAAUACAAUUGAAAUUCCAUGUUUCCUCUGGAGACAUGUAGGCUGUACAUGCUUUUGUAUACAGUCUUGCUUGUUGAAUUCUAGCAUUAAAUGGCUUUAGCAGAUUUCAUGUAGGUAUUUUCUUCAGAGAGUGAUUUGUAACUGCCUAUUUUCAUGUUUAUGGCAUUCUUUAUAGUAGCAAAAGCUUGCUAGUUUUGCAGCAAAAUAUUUUAACAGUUGAAAUUAUAUAAAAAAUUACUUGAUUAAAAGAAAACUAUUAAGAAUA
Molecule: messenger RNA, 1352 nt
Organism: Anolis carolinensis (green anole)
Lineage: Eukaryota; Metazoa; Chordata; Lepidosauria; Squamata; Anolidae
Gene: mplkip
Product: M-phase specific PLK1 interacting protein
Exons: 2
Coding region: 127-660 (177 amino acids)
Cellular component (GO): midbody; centrosome; nucleus
Source: RefSeq, a predicted model, not a curated record